Molecule: messenger RNA, 690 nt
Organism: Fusarium odoratissimum NRRL 54006
Lineage: Eukaryota; Fungi; Ascomycota; Sordariomycetes; Hypocreales; Nectriaceae
Exons: 5
Coding region: 1-690 (229 amino acids)
Source: RefSeq, a predicted model, not a curated record
AUGCCGGUUGAUUUUUAUCGCCGUAGACUUCCACCUUGCUCAGGCCGAGAGUUCUUCAUGGGAAAAGGUUUCCCUUCAGAACAUAGGUACAAAGGAGACUGGGUUAAAGUGGAGGAAUUAAUCACGACGCUUGGUGGCACUUUAAGUGCUAAGAGGACGAACAACGUAACUGACAUACUUUUGGUAGGACGUGAUGGAACCCCUCAAACAGGACUUGGAGAAAUCAUUGAUGGGGACCGGGAAUGGGCCAAAGACCGCAAACUUAAGAUUCGUAGCUCUGAAUGGCUUUCAGAAGUUUAUUGCCAGUAUCGUUUCUUUUUUAAAGAUAAACCACCGCUGGAGCCCGAUGUUAGAAGCAUAGUCUUGAAGGAGCCCCUUUACACUGAUGGAGACGGAUAUCUGAUUGUAGCCCCGGGGGACAAACUCAUACCGAGGUUCCUACAUAAGAUUGGCAUAGAAACGGAGGAAUGUGAAGUUCUGGACUUAAUCUAUCAACGAGCUCCGGGCUCAUUGGGUGAGAAAUACUCACCAACUACGACAAAUAGUUCUCAAAGCAUUGAACACUACAAGCAUACCCUUAAGCGUAUUGAUUGCCCUGCUGAGUGUAGCGACUUCCUGGGACAAAUCUUUACAACUAGUAAAAAACGUAUUACUGCAGAGGAAGCCUUAAAGCAUCCUUGGCUGCGUUAA